CUUCCAUUCAUUACAUCUUGACAAGCUUUGUUUGGCGCCAGAAUUUCUCUCAAUUCACUCCCAAACACAUUUGUAAUACAUUUCUCUCCCACCUGAUGCACUCAUAACAACAACACCAUCCUUUAUAAAGACAUUUCCAAUAUCAGAUGACAUUGGCAUAACUGAAGAUACAUUCUCAUUAUUUAUCAUCUUUUAAAGACCAAAAUGGAAAUAUUGUACAAAACAGAUAUAUAAGAUUGUUUCUACAAAUCUGUGGUGGAAUUCCUCUGAUAUAUUUACUCUGAAAUGUGUUAUUAGCAAACCUUCUGGAUAUCACUGGCUGGAGUGUCCACAAGAUGAAUCUGUGUAAGAAUUAAACUUGGAUUAUUUUAGUAAAAUGUUUUGGGACAAAAUUAACAAUGGACAGAAAUACAGCAGUUGAAAUAUUUGUAAACAAAAGACUAUAGAAUCAAAAAGGUGAAAAAAGAUUAUAUACUGUGAUUUUUGAAGAAAAAUAAUGGAAAAGAGUGAGAAUCUAAAGGAACUGAUUUUUCCUGAAGAUAGAGAAGAGGGGAAACAAAAACUGUCAUAUGACUGUGAUGUCUGUAAAAAGUCUUUCUCACAAAAGGGUCACUUAAAUAUGCACAAACGCGUUCAUACAGGGGAGAAUCCAUUUCAUUGUGACACCUGUGGUAAAUCAUUCUCUAAAAAAAUUAACUUGACUACACACCAACGUAUUCAUACAGGGGAGAAGCCGUUUCACUGUGACAUCUGCGGUAAAUCUUUCCCUCAAAGUAAUAACUUGACUAGACACAAACGUAUUCAUACAGGGGAGAAGCCUUAUCGUUGUGAUGUCUGUGGUACAUCAUUCUCUGACCAGACUGCUUUAAACUCUCAUAUACUUGUUCAUAGAGGGGAGAAUCCAUUUCAUUGUGACACCUGUGGUAAAUCAUUCUCUAAAAAAAUUAACUUGACUACACACCAACGUAUUCAUACAGGGGAGAAGCCAUUUCACUGCGACAUCUGUGGUAAAUCUUUCCCUCAAAAUAAUAACUUGACUAGACACAAACGUAUUCAUACAGGGGAGAAGCCUUAUCGUUGUGAUGUCUGUGGUACAUCAUUCUCUGACCAGAGUGCUUUAAACUCUCACAUACUUGUUCAUACAGGGGAGAGGCUAUUUCACUGUAACGUUUGUGGUAAAUCAUUCUCUCGAAAAGGUAGCUUGACUACACACGAACUUAUUCAUACAGGGAAGAAGCCAUAUCACUGUGAUGUCUGUUUUGCAUCAUUCCUUGGCCGAAGUGCUUUUAAUUCGCACAUGCGUUUUCAUACGGGGGAGAAACCAUUUCACUGUGACAUCUGUGGUAAAUCGUUCCUUCAAAAAGGUAGUUUGACUACACACAAACGUAUUCAUACAGGAGAGAAGCCUUAUCACUGUGGUGUCUGUGGUACAUCAUUCUCUCAGCGAAGUGCCUUUAAUUCGCACAUGCGUUUUCAUACAGGGAAGAAGCCAUUUCACUGUGACAUUUGUGGUAAAUCAUUCUUUCAGAAAGGUAGCCUGACUACACACAUACGUAUUCAUACUGGAGAGAAGCCUUAUCACUGUGAUAUCUGUGGUAAAUCAUUCUCUGACCGAAGUGCUUUAAAUUAUCACAUACGUGUUCAUACAGGGGAGAAGCCGUUUCACUGUGACAUUUGUGGUAAAUCCUUCCCUCAGAGUAAUAACUUGACUAGACACAAACGUAUUCAUACAGGGGAGAAGCUAUUUCACUGUGACACUUGUGGUAAGUCAUUCUCUCGAAAAGGUAACUUGACUACGCACAUACGUAUUCAUACAGGAGAGAAGCCAUAUCACUGUGAUGUCUGUCGUACAUCAUUCUCUGACCGAAGUGUUUUAAAUUCUCACAAGCAUGUUCAUACAGGAGAGAAGCCAUUUCACUGUGAUGUCUGUGGUACAUCAUUCUCUCAGCGGAGUUCUUUAGAUUCUCACAAGCGUUUUCAUACAGGGGAGAAGCCAUUUUGCUGUGACAUCUGUGAUAAAUCAUUCCGGCGAAAAGACAGCCUGACCAAACACCAACGUAUUCAUACUGGAGAUAAGCCAUAUGACUGUGACAUUUGUGGUAUAUCAUUCCCUCAGAAAGGUAGCUUGACCACACACAAACGUAUUCAUACUGGAGAAAAGCCAUUUCACUGUAAUGUCUGUGGUACAUCAUUCUCUCACCAAAAUGCCUUGAAGUCUCACAUACGUGUUCAUACGGGUGAGAAGCCGUUUCACUGUGACAUCUGUGGUAAAUCAUUCUCUCAAAAAGGUAACUUGACUAGGCACAUACGUGUUCAUACAGGAGAGAAGCCUUAUCACUGUGAUGUCUGUGGUACAUCAUUCUCUGACCAAAGUGUUUUAAAAUGUCACAAACGUGUUCAUACAGGAGAGAAACCAUAUCCUUGUGAUAUCUGUGGUAAAUCAUUCUCUCAAAGUAGUGGCUUAGCUACUCAUAAACGUUCCCAUACAGGAGAGAAGCCAUAUCACUGUGAUAUCUGUGGUAAAUUAUUCUCCACAAGUAGUUACUUGACUACACACAAACGUCAUCAUACCGGAGAAAAGCCGUAUCACUGUAAUGUCUGUAGUAUAUCAUUUUCUUCACAAAGUGCUUUAAAUUCUCACAUACUUGUUCAUACAGGUGAAAAGCGAUUUCCCUGUGACGUUUGUGGUAAAUCAUUCUCUCAGAAUUAUAACUUGACUAACCACAAACGUAUUCAUACAGGAGAGAAGCCUUAUCGCUGUGAUAUCUGUGGUAAAUCAUUCUCUCAAAGUGGCCACUUAGCUUCUCACAAACGUUUUCAUACAGGAGAGAAGCCAUAUCCCUGUGACUUUUGUGACAAAUCAUUCUCUCAUCAGUGUGCGUUGACUCGUCACAAACGUAUUCAUACCAAAGAGAAGCCAUUUCGCUGUGAAAUCUGUGGUAAAUCAUUCUCUCAAAGUGGCAACUUAGCUUCUCACAAACGUUUCCAUACUGGAGAGAAGCCAUACCACUGUGAUAUCUGUGGUAAAUCAUUCUCUCGAAGUAAUGACUUGACUGUACACAAACGUCUUCAUACAGGAGAGAAGCCUUAUCGUUGUGCAAAUCUUCUGGACAUCACUGGCUGGAGUGUCUACAAGAUGUGUCUCUUUGCAAAUUAA
Molecule: messenger RNA, 3157 nt
Organism: Octopus sinensis (East Asian common octopus)
Lineage: Eukaryota; Metazoa; Mollusca; Cephalopoda; Octopoda; Octopodidae
Product: zinc finger protein 91-like
Exons: 10
Coding region: 497-3157 (886 amino acids)
Biological process (GO): regulation of transcription by RNA polymerase II
Cellular component (GO): nucleus
Molecular function (GO): DNA-binding transcription activator activity, RNA polymerase II-specific; RNA polymerase II cis-regulatory region sequence-specific DNA binding
Source: RefSeq, a predicted model, not a curated record